AUGACAAGGAAGGACCUUGUACUUAGGAAGUCUCGCUCUCGCUCAAACCCCACAAUGGGUCCGCCUGAACUCCAAAUGACUAACUGGUUCGAAUACGAAUCGGGACAUGCUUGGUGCGAAAGCGCCUACAAAUAUCAAACCCUGCCAAUGGUAGCGGAAUUCGCAAAUACGAUGACUAACCUUCCAAUUAUUGUCCUACCGAUGUUAAACGCGAUGAUGUUGCGGCGAUAUAUCAGAGAGGUGAAUCCUGGCCUCCUCAUACCUCAACUACUACUCACCUUCAAUGGAUUGGCUUCCACGUACUACCAUGCGACACUGAACUUAUUCGGUCAACUUGUCGAUGAACUUUCACUGGUGUGGAUCAUCAACAUGUUCCUCGUCGUCUACAUUCCCGUCAUGAAAUGGUUUCCAAAGAAAUUCAGACCUAUGCUACGACGAAUGGUAGUCGUGAUGACGGCGAUUUUCUCCGGUUUAUGUUUCCUCGAGCCAACUCUGAACGCUGUCGCUUUGAUGCUUUUCAGUGUUCCAGCCGCAAUUGUCAUACACUACGAAGGCACCCACUCAGGGAUUCCGGACAUCGAGAACUUCCCUCGUAGGACCCUCACACUGUGGUUCACGUCAUUUGGAUUUUGGUUUGCCGAUCGGCUCCUAUGCGACGUUUGGUUGUGGCUCGGCGCCCCUUACCUACACGCACUGUUCCAUCUACUAGCUGGACUUGCUGGAUAUUCCGUAUUCGUGAUGUUCUCCAUGAUCGAUAUCGAAGCAAGGAGCUCCUCUCACAGGUGA
Cooperia oncophora is the source of this 786-nucleotide messenger RNA. The record is from the annotation of a GenBank genome assembly. NCBI's taxonomy places the organism in Eukaryota, Metazoa, Nematoda, Chromadorea, Rhabditida, Trichostrongylidae.